CCAAUCAGUCUAGUUAAACGUUCAAGUGGCCAUUGAACGGGACGGAUCAGAUUCGUUAGACCCACCGGCAAACGGAUGUGAUAAUUACUUAUUUUGAAAAGAUCCUGAAAGCCUCAAAACAGCGAUGAGACUUGAAUAUCUGCUUGUCUAUGGCAGUGCUCUGUCUCUCUCUCUUUCUCUGUCCGUCGCCGGGCAGACUGAUAAGCUCCGAUUCGCAGAAUUGAAGAUCACCGAAAUUCCCCAAAUGAGAAUGUGUGUGUGAGAAGACGGGGCCAAAGUUUGAGCGCCACUUAUCGUCAAUCAAGAUUUUUCGGUGGGAGCCGGUCCGGUCCGGCCUACCAUUGCCAAAUUUGGUUUUCGAGUCAGUCGGAUCGUGAUGUUCGCCGUUUUCGCACUGCUGUCGUACUGCGGCGUCGUCGUCGUCCUGCUGACGAAUGCUGCUGCUGCCGCCAUUGUCGGUUCCGGCUGUGAUCCGUUGUUUUCGCCGAUUCGGUGUGGUGUUCCGAAGUUGCAACCGGGCGCGUUACCAUCGCGACCAUCGGAAGCCAUUCGUGGCGAGUUUCCAUGGCAUGCUGCGUUGUAUCAGAAUGUGGACGGGAAUUUCAGUUACAGCUGCGGUGGAUCACUCGUUAACGAGCGGUUCGUGAUAACGGCGGCCCAUUGUGUGAUCAAUCCGAACAAUGGUUAUCGGAUUACGAGCAAGCGGUUGAAGGUGCUGUUGGGUGGUCACGAACUGGGUGCGGAAGACGAAUGCGUUCAGGAGAUGACCGUACAGAAUAUUUACGUUCAUGACGAGUACCGGUUGGGUGACUACAGGCACGAUAUUGCAGCGGUGGAGUUAACGGAACGGGUUAGUUUUACGCAAAGAAUUUUGCCGGUUUGUGUGGAUCUGAGCGAACGCGAGGACAGUAGUUUUUUCAAACUGCAUGGCAAGGUAGCCGGUUGGGGUUAUACCGAGUAUGAUUCCGUGUCGAAUUGGUUGAGAAUGACGGAGCUUCCGUUUGUGAACUACACCACUUGCCUAGCCAGUAAUCCGCCGGUAUUUUCCCAAACCAUCUACGAAGGUAUGUUCUGUGCUGGAUACGCCAAUGGGACCAGUGUUUGCAAUGGAGAUUCGGGUGGUGGUUUGGUAUCUUUCAGUCGGGACCACUGGGUUUUACGGGGUAUAGUUUCAUUCACUGCGCUUCGUGAUGGGGAAAAGACCAUUUGUGAUAGUGAAGAAUUUGCCGGAUUCACCAAGGUACGCUUCUAUCGGGACUGGCUGGGCGGUAUUCUCAACGCAACGGAUUCAACCGAUCGUUCUGUGCUUCCAAUAGCGAAGAAAACACCCGAAGCGGUUCCGGAAGAGGAUGACGACGAAACCUGGCGGAUACCGUGCGGUGAACGUAAGAUCAACAAACUUCCCCUGAUCGUAAACGGAGUUCGAAGUUAUUCCGGUGAGUGGCCUUGGCAUGUGGCAAUAUUUGAAGUCAAUGGUCGUCAAAAGCGCUAUAUUUGCGGAGGAACACUCAUCAGCGAUCAGUUCGUUAUGACGGCCGCCCAUUGUACGUUGGAUGAUGCUUUGAAACCACGACCAGGAACUAUGGUAGUGCAGCUGGGACAGAAUGAUCUAUUCGAAAGUUCCGUCAAUAUGCGAGAGGUUCGUGUGGACAAGAUCACCACUCAUCCACUGUUCGAUCCUGUCAGCAAGACGAACGAUAUAGCACUGCUGGAGCUUUCGUCGAACGUUCAGUUCAACGACUACAUCCAGCCGGCCUGUCUACCGAAGAAGCAGGACAGCGAAAGGCUCAAUUUGUUCGGCAUGCUCGGAUCUAUCAUCGGUUGGGGCUAUCAGCAGCCAUGGUCGUUUAUGGUUUCCAAUACGUUGCAAAGCACUAAACUUCCGGUGGUCGAUCAGUCCCUGUGUGUGGUUGGAGGAAAUUUCGGUCGGGAAAUGGAGGGCGUUUUCUGCGUAGGAUCCGGCAAUGGUAGCUCCAAUGCUUGCACCGGAGACUCCGGUGGAGGAAUGUUCUUCGAAGAAGGCGGACUCUGGACGGCGAGAGGAGUGAUCUCAGCACUGGAUACCGUGAAUGGUUUCUGCAAUCCCGAUGGCUAUCUGAAAGUUGCUAGCACCGGUCACUUUUUGAAAUGGAUCAAACGUCAGAUCAAAGCGGCGCUCGAGUUAAUCAAAGGAGGCGGCGAACGAAAGAUGACAUUCCUGCAGACCGCCACCGAUUAUACAACGCCUCAGUCGUCCGAAAUGGCAACUUCGAACCAUUCGCACAUCCAUCAUCAUUAUCAUCAUCACCAUUAUCAUGGCAGCGAUGGUCAGGGCCGACCGCCGCGGAAGCGUUGCCAGGACAGUAGUUCGGAGGAAAGCGGCGAAAGUGGUCUGAAGAGAUUAAUCAAGAAGAAAAAGUGUUUUAUCAAAGAUAUCACAAGCGGACUGCUGUCCAAACUAUUCUGAGUGAUAAAUCGAGUGGAAAAGGAAGAGAAGAAGUUUUUAUCAACAUGAUGUCGCCUGUAAGCUUACUCGUACUGUGCACUGAAUGCAUGACCCAAAUUCGAAUAAUUACAAGCUCUCGACCGAACUCUCUGCGUCCGGCCACGUGUGUCUGUGCACGCGUAUGUUUCCCUCGGUGUAACUUUAUCCUUGCAACACAGCCCGCAUCCGGUCGGCAAGCUCCAGAGUGUGCCUGGACGCGAUGUGUGUCCUUUGCCUUGCGAUGGUGCGAUUCUUGAGCAUCGCUUAACGGCACUUGUGAACGACAAUUUCCUCGGGAUUCACUCCCAUUGACAGAAUUUAUGGCGACUGGUGACCGGACAAAACGCUGAUGUACCGGCGACGAACGGACGGACGGACGGACGGAGGAUGGUGCAGUGACUUUCUUAGCGGAGUUGGAUCCUUUUCCGACCAAAUGGCAAACGGUGUUAGUUAGUUAGUUAGUAUGCCGACAGAAUAUUUUGCGCUCGGUUCCGAACUUAUUCCGCCGGCGACACAUACACAUUUCGACCGAAGGAGGAAAACAUCCUUUCCGCCGUGUCCUGUCCUGUCCUAAUCGAGCUAAUGUCGAGUCGAGUUUUACAUGGCUUGAAGGAAACUAAGAUGAUAACAAACAUGUUUUUGGCAGCUGAUGGUGACAUGAAAAUACUGACGGCUGUUCCUGGGUCCGUAUGGGAGGCAAAUAACCUUCACCUUCAGCAGGGUUCAUUUGGUUGAAUGGUUCUGUUUCAACAGACUUGCAAAACUUUUCUAUUUAUAGGCUUCGAUGCGCAAAAAAGAAUAUCAUUUAUUGUGACAGUUUCCAUGGUAACGAAUAUAUACUGAUAUCUGUUCGGAUACAUAAUGAACCUUAUCAUUGCGAAUGUCAAGGACAACGAUAGUUGAAAAGAACAUAUUUUUCCCGCAGAUGAAUAAUUACAGACGAGUAAUUCAAUCACGGUAUGAGAGUUCUUUUGAAGUAGUUCUGUAUAAGUAUAUAUAUGAGUGGUUGCAUCUGCACUUUUCUGUGCCUUUCGAUGAUAAACAAGUUUAGAUUAUUUGAAAAAAAAGGCGGGUGGGUAAUGUCAGAGACAUAACGGGAGAACGUGAAUACGAACAAAACAAACAUGCUUCGUUCACUUCUCCGAAUAUCAAUAAUCGUUCAUAACAGUUGAUUAUUUGUGUGAAUUGUACAACUUUUACUGCUUUGCUUCUAGAAUUCUAUAUUGAAGUAUGACUGGAACUGAAUUCGGAACGUUAGGACUAGUUCCGAAAUCUGUUGCAAAACUCAGGUUCGGAGUCCAAGUCAAGAAUUCAGUUCAUUAAUUUAGUUCUAGAAUUCUAGAACUGUACUCAUUUUCGCAAUUCAGGAUCCAUAUAUAAAUCUAGAAUUGAAUACUGAACUUGAAUUCCGAACCUGACUUGAAGAGUACUGAAUCCAGUUCCAAAAUCUUGUUCCAGAACUCAAGUUCCUGAAUUCAAUUCCAGUAUGCUUGAUCUGAAUAAGGGUAAUAAACUCAGAAACUGGAAUCAGGAGAUUAAUUCAGUCAGUUCAAGAAAUCUGGUUCAGAUCUAAAAUUUGCACCCAAAAAUUCAGAUAUAAAAUUCAUAUCAUGAAUUUUGUUUCGGAAUUCUGAAUUUUUGUUCAAGAAUAAGUAUUCUGGAUAUGAAUUCUGAACUGAAAUUAAGGCACUAAAUUUAGUUCGAGAUUUAGUCAAGGAACCAGUUAAAAAAAAUCGAGAUCCAUAGUCUAGAAUUUAGAAUCCGGAAUAAUAAAACCAUCUGCAUCUUAGUAAAUAAUUGACGUACAAAUAAGGGUAACAUAUCAAAACAAAGGUACUGUACUUUAAGGAAAACAUAUCAAUACAAAUCAUUUCUCUUCGUUUCUAAUGAAAAUUUGCACUUUUUUCUUGAUUCCUCCCGUCAAACGCUGCACACCUCCGGAGUCAACUUCCUUGGCACAUUUGUUCCACAUUUUGCUCAUGAAAAUGUGAAAUACUUCUGUUAAGCAAAAAUUGAGCAAUUGUACAGAUUAUCAUCUCAUCCUUUGAAUCAAAAUACUGAACAGAGAUCUCUCACUAAUGACUUCGACAUAAAGGAUAUAAGGUGCUACGUUUUCUCUUCCAGAUGUGAUUCUUGCUUUAGGUAAUCGAUGAAGAAGCUCACUAACCAGAAUUUUAUAUUGAUAAACCUAACAAAAUGCUGGAGAGUUUCUCUUCUAGAGUUGUUCAUUCGGUAGAGUAGGAUAUGUUUACAGUUUUUCUUUAGCCCAAGUAACUAAAAGUUCUUAAAAAAAGAUUUCUGAAGAACAAUCUGAAGAGCAAUCCGAACAAUCCGUUUUUAAGGAAUUACUUAUACUUGAAUGUUCACCCGACGGAACAGAACAAACUUUGAAGCUUUUACAUCUUUUAAGUAGUGAGAAAGUUUUCUCAGAACUUGUUCUAUACGUUCAAUUUGCCAAAAAGUGCCACGCGUACUUUAGAGCUCUAAUAAAGUGGAUAUUUUUCAGGUACUGUGGAACUUCUGGUUGUUUGGAGAGACGACGCUUAAAUUUUAAUUUGAUAUUCAUCUUACCAAUUUGAACAUUCUUCACAGAAUAUGAAAUAUAAAAUGACGGUCUCGUUCCAUUAUGGUAAUCGUCUUGAACAUUGAUCUAAAUGCAACUUAGUAUAUGCGCUUAGUGUAAUCUAAAUCAUAAGAAAGCAAAAUGCAGUGAAAAUCUCUUAGUUUGACCAUAGCGUUUCUACAGUACAAUCUUUCCAUUAAUUCACUCAAAAAUAUUCUGAUUAGUUAAAUUCACACUCGCGAUGACCAAUACUAUUUAUCUGACUCCAUUGAACACAAUUCAUCAACUGGUAAAUGAUAUCAGAACUUUUUGUUCUGACUGAGCAUUCCGUCAUUGAGUCAUUUGGCAAGCAAUAAUUUCGAUACCCAAUUAAGCACGUGGCUCGAAAUGAAGAAUCACAUGAAUCAUGAAUCGUUGCGCGCCGAACAAUUUUUUCAACGAUCUAGUAUUCCUUUCUUCGACGGCCAAACUCUUAUGCAAUUCGUUAUGCGCCAAACACCUAUCGAUGAUCUAGCAAUCAUUGGCGACUUUUUCAGUGGAAAAUUCCAUUGUCCAUACAGAACAACUUUUUUUCCCAAUUUUCCGGCAAGUUUUCCUAAUUUUUUUGAUGUACGAACCCGGUGGGGGUAAAAACUGAUCGAACAAAAAAAAAAGAAUCAUGUAAAUCCGUCCA
Messenger RNA from Malaya genurostris, 5700 nucleotides. RefSeq names its product transmembrane protease serine 9-like. Lineage: Eukaryota; Metazoa; Arthropoda; Insecta; Diptera; Culicidae. The coding region runs from base 377 to 2446 and encodes 689 amino acids. Gene Ontology annotation, molecular function: serine-type endopeptidase activity. The record is from RefSeq and is a predicted model, not a curated record. Gene Ontology annotation, biological process: proteolysis. The transcript is spliced from 4 exons.